Cylicostephanus goldi is the source of this 837-nucleotide messenger RNA. The record is from the annotation of a GenBank genome assembly. Lineage: Eukaryota; Metazoa; Nematoda; Chromadorea; Rhabditida; Strongylidae.
AAAUGUAUGAAUGAUUGUUCAUCUUGCAGUGAACGGCAAAGAGAUGCAGGAACGGAAGGAGAUCGAAUGAAGGAGGGAAUCGUCAUUAAUCAGUCAUUAUCAACACUUGGAAGGGUGAUCAAAGCUUUGCAUGAGCAACAAGGCAGCAAAGGGAAGAAAGUGCAGGUGAAAUUACUUAAUUUUUCAAAAAAAAUACUAAUAGCUGCAAUAUCACCAGCUGAUAUAAAUUACGAUGAAACACUGUCAACGCUCAGGUAUAAAUUCAAUUUUUUACCUGUAAGUGAGCUAAAGAAGAGCAAAAAUAAUUUUUCUCUCCUCAGAUUCGCUGAUCGUGCCAAAUCCAUCAAAACAAACGCUGUUGUCAACGAGAAUCAGACGGAACGUGUUAUGAGGGAAUUAAGAGAAGAAAACGAACGAUUACAGAAGCAGUUGAAGGCUGGAGGAGGCGCUGGCGGCGGUGGUGACAGUGAAGAAAUCGAAUCAUUACGACGUCAGCUGGAACAAAAUCAAAAAGAGAUGGCGGAGCUGGAAAAAACUUGGCAAGAGAAAGUGGCCGAGGAGGCUGCAAAGCAUAAUGCCUCAGCUGAGCGCUUAGCUAUCAUGAAGCAAAAACAAGAAACUCCUCAUUUAUGGAAUCUAAACGAGGAUCCAGCGCUCACAGACGUCAUCGUUCACUUUCUACCACCGGGAGAAGUGACUAUAGGUAAAGAGUUUUGGUGGAAACCCUUGUUGUUGAAACCCUCUCGGAAACAAAACUGCAGAACCUGCACCAAUGGUACAGCUGAAUGGUCUAUCCAUUUUACCACAGCAUGCGAUUGUGCAGAAUACAAAGAAUAA